Molecule: messenger RNA, 483 nt
Organism: Staurois parvus
Lineage: Eukaryota; Metazoa; Chordata; Amphibia; Anura; Ranidae
Source: the annotation of a GenBank genome assembly
AGGAGAUGACCAGAGACUGCGGACACAGUACAGGAGAUGAUGACCGAGAGACUGCGGACACAGUACAGGGCAUGACCAGAGACUGCGGACAUAGUACAGGAGAUGACCGGAGACUGCGGACACAGUACAGGGACGAUGACCAGAGACUGCGGACACAUAGUACAGGAGAUGACCAGAGACUGCAGACAGUACAGGAGAUGAACAGAGACUGCGUACACAGUACAGGAGAUGACCAAAGACUGCGGACACAGUACAGGAGAAUGACCAGAGACUGCGGACACAGUACAGGAGAUGACCAGAGACUGCGGGAUACACGUACAGGAUGAUGACCAGAGACUGCGGGACACAGUACAGGAGAUGACCAGAAGACUGGCGGACACAGUACAGGAGAUGACUAGAGACUGCGGACACAGUACAGGAGAUGACCAGAGAUGCGGACACAGUACAGGAAGAUGACCGGAGAGACUGCGGACACAGUACAGG